AUGGAUGUAUUGCAAAUUUGCAUAGAUAUCAUUGUUCGUAGCAGCUGUCUUCAGCGCCUUGUUUGUGGUGCUGAAGUGGGAUCGUCUAUUGGGAGUAGCAACCGGACGAUCUGGCCCUUGUUUUGGGCUCUUCGAAGGAUUUUGAAGAAGAAGAAGAAAAAAUUGUUUAUUGGACUGAUUGAAGUCUUCAAAGUGACUCGCCAUGGUACGCGAUAUGUGUCUUUUCUUGCGGGCAUAAUGAAGGAUUUCGGAUUCAUGGACAGAGUUCAUGGAAUGUCUCUGUGCUGUGUUAUAAUGUUGCUAAUGCAGCAGAUACAGUACCCACCUCUUAUAUCGGACUAUACGGUAUCAGGUCUAGCCGCCGUGCAACAGCGACAUCGCAUGUAUCAGAAAACAUUUUGGCAACAAACACAUUUGCCGUACUUCAAGGACUUGGAUCGAGAGGCAGAUGAACAAUUCUCAAGGAUCAAAACCGGUCUAGCCGCUUCAAUCGUUCUGCGUGAUAUUCGUCCUGCUUUCGUGUAUUACAUUCAAGAGCUGAACAAGUAA
Messenger RNA from Anisakis simplex (herring worm), 549 nucleotides. NCBI's taxonomy places the organism in Eukaryota, Metazoa, Nematoda, Chromadorea, Rhabditida, Anisakidae. The record is from the annotation of a GenBank genome assembly.